AUUUGAUAUGGAUUUUUUUCGCGCCGGCGCGAAUGGUAAAACGUGCGUUAGUAGAGUUUUUCGUAGAGCUUAGCAUUUUUCGUUAAAGCGAAGCAUGUGUAUGUGCAACAUAUAAUAAAUAAGGUGUAUGAUUGGAGUGUUCAUUUAAUAAAUUUAACCAAAUACGUUGUUAUAAAUAAUGCAAUUGUGCGUUCCAUUAUUGUAAGGAUUGUUAAUAAAAAUGUUAUAGAAGAAUAAUUUUAGAUUAAAUUACAUAUCGAUUAAAUUUUAAAACAAAAUGGGAUCUAUCGUCCUUAAAAGUUUAUCUAUUCUUUUGGGCAUUUUUUUUAUUUUCGUUGGUAUAACUAAGCUGACGCCUUUUAUAUCGAAGGAAUUGCAUAAAGAUUUGAGAAAGGAAUAUGUAAGGUAUGCCAAAGUGUUCCCGUUUACAACAAUGUUGGAUUACAAGGUGCCAUCUAAAUGGUAUCGGAGGAGUGUUGGCGGACUUGAAAUUCUGUUUGGACUGGCUCUCGCCGUUAUACCUAGUCAUAAAAUAAAGAACACUGCGAACGUGGGCCUGGUGUUGCUGAUGAUCCUGGCCGCAUACUCGCACGUGAUGGUCGGCGACCCCUUCGACCGGUGCGCGCCGGCUCUGGUGUUCUUUUUUAUGCUCAGCGGACGCCUCGUGGUUUGGUAUCAGACAAGUCGACGGGAAGAAUUAGAAAAGGCCGCUGCGACUCAGAACGGUAACGGUCUUAAGAAGGACUAAUGGAAUGUAGUUGAUCUUUAGUAGUUUUCUUUUCACAUUUCUCGAACAUUCAUGUUAUUCUAAAUAAAUUUAGGCCGGAUAAGCUGUGUUUGAAGUUAUUUACUAUAAUUCUAUAAAUUUUAUCAUUCUGUGAUUAUUUUUUUUAUAGUUUGACAAUGGAAUUUAACUCGUUUAGUUUGCUUUUAUAUACAUUUUCAUUACUCUUGCAUUAUUAAAAGUAUUUGGGCACGCGCAAUUUUUUGUCAAAAUUUUUAACUUAUCUACAAAUUUAUUGAUAAGUUGCAGACGCCAUAGAAAUCGUACCUAAAAGUGAUAUUAAUUUAAGCGGUAUUAUUAACUAAGUUCAUUUUAUAUGUGUGUAUGUGUGUGCGUAAAAUGGUUAUACACGUAAGUACUACAUAAAUUAGUAUGUAGGUGUUCAUAACUGCCACUAUGGUAGACAUAGGCAUAAAUAUAGACGUAUUAAAUUUUUCACAUUAUACUUGAAUAUCUAAGAUAAAUGGGUUUUGCUCAAAUUUAAGAGAAAAAAACGGCGGCUAUGUAUGUACUGUCGUUGUCGUGUUUAAAUAAAUAUUCUAGUCAAAUUGGUAAGUGCACAGUUAUAUUUAAAUUAUAUAUAUAGUCUAGCGUUCUGUAGUGGAUCGAAUUAAGUGUGCAAUUGAUAUUAGUUAAAAGUCAAUACACGUAGAGGUACGUAGAUUCGAAUACUAACAAAUCACCUACAAAUCUUAGUGUGUAUCCUCACGCCUUAACGAAAUAAUUAAGCUUCAGAGAGAAUGACACGGAACAUUUUAAUUUAAAAAAUCGAACAAUUUGAUUUUAUAUAUAGUGUCUCGUUUUAUGUGUUGGGUAAUGAAUAAAUGGUAUGAGUAAUAAAAUGUA
This is a messenger RNA of Nymphalis io (European peacock), 1630 nucleotides long. RefSeq names its product novel acetylcholine receptor chaperone. Gene Ontology annotation, cellular component: endoplasmic reticulum. The transcript is spliced from 4 exons. The record is from RefSeq and is a predicted model, not a curated record. Gene Ontology annotation, biological process: chaperone-mediated protein complex assembly; positive regulation of protein localization to cell surface. The coding region runs from base 278 to 748 and encodes 156 amino acids. NCBI's taxonomy places the organism in Eukaryota, Metazoa, Arthropoda, Insecta, Lepidoptera, Nymphalidae.